This is a messenger RNA of Merops nubicus (carmine bee-eater), 1243 nucleotides long. RefSeq names its product signal sequence receptor, alpha (gene SSR1). NCBI's taxonomy places the organism in Eukaryota, Metazoa, Chordata, Aves, Coraciiformes, Meropidae. Gene Ontology annotation, cellular component: endoplasmic reticulum; endoplasmic reticulum membrane. The transcript has 8 exons. Bases 1 to 846 code for a protein of 281 amino acids. The record is from RefSeq and is a predicted model, not a curated record.
AUGAAGCAGACAUUAAAAAGGCUUUUUUUUUGUAUUUUGGUAGGUUCAGGUUUAUUAGUUGCAGCUCAAGAUGCUACAGAAGAUGAGGAAGCUGUGGAAGAUACUGUAGUUGAAGAUGAAGAUGAUGAAGCUGAGGUUGAAGAAGAUGAGCCAACGGACUUGACAGAAGAAAAAGAGGAAGAGGACUUGUCAGGAGAACCUAAAGCCUCGCCUAGCGCCGAUACAACCAUCUUGUUUGUGAAAGGGGAAGACUUUCCAGCGAACAACAUCGUCAAAUUCCUGGUGGGCUUCACCAACAAGGGCACAGAAGAUUUCAUCGUGGAGUCUCUGGACGCUUCCUUCCGCUACCCUCAAGACUAUCAGUUUUACAUCCAGAACUUCACAGCCCUCCCUCUGAACACAGUAGUUCCACCCCAGAAACAAGCCACCUUUGAGUACUCCUUCAUCCCCGCCGAGCCGAUGGGCGGCCGUCCUUUUGGGCUGGUGAUCAACCUCAACUACAGGGAUGUGAACGGCAACGUGUUUCAAGAUGCUGUCUUCAAUCAGACUGUCACAAUUAUUGAAAAAGAAGAUGGGCUGGAUGGAGAAACGAUCUUCAUGUACAUGUUCCUUGCUGGACUUGGUCUGCUUGUCAUUGUUGGCCUACAUCAGUUGCUAGAAUCCAGGAAGAGGAAAAGACCAGUACAGAAAGUAGAGAUGGGAACAUCAAAUCAGAAUGAUGUUGAUAUGAGCUGGAUUCCUCAAGAAACUUUAAAUCAGAUAAUGCAGAGUAGAAGAGAUAAAGCUUCCCCCAGGAGGUUGCCCUACAAGAGGGCACAGAAGAGAGCAGUGGGCUCUGAUGAGUAAAUGUUAACUAGUACAACAGUUGAACCUUUACUAAUCCUGCCUGUUUGGGGGUUUUGUUUUUUGGAUUGGAGGAGUGCAGAGAAUCCACAUCACCAUAAGGAAAACACUGCUAAACACAUGGACUGAACAGAUUAACUGAAUGGUGUUAAUAUUACUGAAAAUGCACUUCUCUGGGGGGUUUUUUUUGUUAAUUGGGGGGGUGGGAGCCAUUAAGAUUUGUGCCUGCCUGUGUAAGCAGUUGGUCUUAACAGAACCCUGUUACCUGAAAUGUGCCUUUAGAGUUCUUUGUCAUGCUGGCUUCUUGUCUGUACCACUGUCUUCUGAAGGAGUUUUCUUUCCUCCACCCCCUAAUCUGAAUGUCUGGUGACUUCAUCUGUCUUCAGUGUCACAUCUCUAU